AUGACCUCCCCCCUCCCACCACCCACCCCAAACCAACCCUACGUAACCGUCUCCCCAAUCCCAGGCGGCUUCAUCACCCUCGCCGACCACUUCUUCAUCCACCCAGUAGCAGACCCCUCCGCCAAACGAACCGUCCCCUCCCUAACCUUCCUCAUCACGCACCCAGGAACGGAAGCCUUCUCCUCCAACAGCACCAAAAAACCCUUCCACCUAAUGUUCGACCUCGGCCUCCGCAAAUCCCAAUCCCGCUACCCACAAGUCCUGCAGAAACACAUCGACGGCCGCGCGCCGUUCCAACUCGAGCCGGGCGUCGCGGCGCAGUUGCGGGAGGGAGGAAUGGAGCCGGGCGAGGUGGAUUUGGUGAUUUUGAGUCAUGUGCAUUAUGACCACCACGGGGAUCCUGAGGAUUUCCCCAACGCCCUCUUCCGCGUCGGUCACGGCGCCUUGGACGUGCUUAAGUAUGGACUAGGCGGCACGGCGAGCCAUCAGCAUUUCGUCCCGGAUACUUUGCCCUCUGAACGAACCGCUGAGCUCUCCGAUCCCGAGGGAUGGAAACCUUUAGGCCCCUUUCCCGCGACGCUGGAUCUUUUUGGAGAUGGAUCGGUGUAUGUGAUCGAUACGCCGGGGCAUUUACCGGGCCAUGUGAAUUUGCUGUGUAGGAUGAAGGAGCGAUGGGUUCUGCUCUGUGGGGAUGCGUUCCAUGAUCGGAGGUUGUUGACGGGGGAGAAGGAGAUUGGGACGUGGGAGGGGGCUGGUGGGGAGACGAUUUGUAUUCAUGUUGAUAAGGAGCUGGCGGGGGAGAGUAUUCGACGGUUGAGGGAGUUCGAUCGACUCACGGGUGAGGAGUGUGAGUUGAUUGCGGCGCAUGAGGAGGUUUGGUUGGAGAGGAAUAGGGAGAAGAUCUUCCCUGGAGUUCUCUGA
Messenger RNA from Zasmidium cellare ATCC 36951, 921 nucleotides. RefSeq lists its product as uncharacterized. NCBI's taxonomy places the organism in Eukaryota, Fungi, Ascomycota, Dothideomycetes, Mycosphaerellales, Mycosphaerellaceae. The record is from RefSeq and is a predicted model, not a curated record. The transcript has a single exon. The coding region runs from base 1 to 921 and encodes 306 amino acids.